This is a messenger RNA of Salvelinus sp. IW2-2015, 3295 nucleotides long. Lineage: Eukaryota; Metazoa; Chordata; Actinopteri; Salmoniformes; Salmonidae. The record is from RefSeq and is a predicted model, not a curated record.
AUGCUUGACGGUGUUCCAGACCAGGUGAAACUCUGGACCCGACUGAUUGUGUUCUUCCUCCUCUACCAGGUGAAGUGUGACCAGUACUGGCCUGUCAGAGGGACAGAGACCUAUGGUAUGAUACAGGUCAGCAUGUUGGAUACUGUGGAGCUGGCUACCUACAGCGUACGCACCUUCGCCCUCUACAAGAAUGGUUCCAGUGAGAAGCGUGAGAUUCGUCAGUUCCAGUUCAUGGCCUGGCCGGACCAUGGGGUACCAGAGUACCCCACCCCCAUCCUGGCCUUCCUACGACGGGUCAAAGCCUGCAACCCCCCUGACGCAGGACCCAUGGUGGUACACUGCAGUGCGGGCGUGGGUAGAACAGGCUGCCUGAUCGUGAUCGAGGCCAUGCUGGAGCGUAUGAAGCACGAGAAGUCAGUGGAUGUCUACGGUCAUGUGACGUGUAUGAGAGCUCAGCGGAACUACAUGGUGCAGACCGAGGACCAGUAUGUCUUCAUCCACGAGGCCCUGCUAGAGGCAGCCACCUGUGGCCUCACUGAGGUCCCCGCACGAAACCUGUACGCACACAUCCAGAAACUCACCCAGCCGCCCACGGGGGAGACCGUCACCGCCAUGGAGCUGGAGUUCAAGAGACUGGCUAACUCCAAAGCCCACACCUCUAGGUUCAUCAGUGCCAACCCCUGCAAUAAGUUCAAGAACCGGCUGGUGAACAUCAUGCCCUUCGAGUCGACACGCGUGUGUCUGCAGCCUAUCAGAGGAGUGGAAGGGUCUGACUACAUCAACGCCAGCUGCAUCGACGGAUACAGGUAAGAGAGAGAGUGUGAUGGCCAAUCCAGGACGAUCCGCCAAUUCCAGUUCACUGAUUGGCCAGAACAAGGAGUGCCAAAAACCGGGGAAGGAUUCAUCGAUUUCAUUGGCCAAGUGCAUAAAACCAAGGAGCAGUUUGGACAGGACGGACCAAUCACUGUUCACUGCAGUGCCGGGGUGGGCAGGACAGGGGUCUUCAUCACUCUGAGUAUCGUGUUGGAGAGGAUGAGGUACGAAGGGGUGGUUGACCUCUUCCAGACCGUCAAGACGUUACGUACCCAGAGACCUGCCAUGGUGCAGACAGAGGACCAGUAUCAGCUGUGCUACAGAGCCGCGUUGGAGUACCUGGGCAGUUUUGACCACUAUGCAACGUAACCACUCUGARCUGAGCAGCCUCUGGCAUGGCCACUGAGUGUCCCAUCUCAGCCACCGUACUUGUAUCAACCCAUCUGACCUGACCCUGCCAUUGCUACCCUAUCACAGGGGAGGAGGGAGGUGCCACUGUCACCUAGCGACGGGUUCAACCAAUCCCAGAGGUCUACUACUUGGAUUUACAACAUAAAAAACACAAAAAAACAAAAAAAACACCCUAAAGAUUUAAAAAACAAACAACAAACAAUACCAUGACGACGACAGCGUUUCAUACGGGAGCAAGCGACAGUUCUGACUGAGUUCUGAGGUUCUGUUCUCCUUUCUUAUUUUAUUAUCAUUAUUAUGAAAUACCAUUAUGAAUAAUGUUCUUAUUAUUAUUUACUUAAUCAUUAGUUUUUUGUUUUUUUUUAAAUAAUUGUUUUAAUACCAUCAGACAUAUAUUUUUGUCUUAAUGGCCUAACUGGGGCGCAGCAUUUUAGUUUUUCCACCAUAAUCAGUAUGUUUAUUUUAGUAAAAAAGAAUAAAAAAUGUUGUAUGUUAUUUUAGGGACCUGUAUUUUCUACUUCCUGACGUUAAUACAGGAGAGCCACUGUUUGUUCUCUGAAGCUGCUGACAGUUUUGAUUUUGUAUCAAGAUUUUAUUGUUUAUUAUUAUCAAUUUUUUUAGUCUUAUUCGUUUUAAAACGGAGUAAGAUUAACUAAGAUAAUAUGCCUUUUCACUUUGCUGUUUCUUUUUAAAACGUAGGGGGAAAAAAUGACAAAAUGAUUCAAAAGCAUUACAGCAACCGUCGCGAUACAGGUACUAUAUAAACCACACUAGUUAGCGAAAAAACGUGACAUCUACUAACGACAACUAAAUCAGCAUUGUACAGAAACUCAAAGAGCACAUGAUGAUUUCAACAACAGAGAGACAGAAGCCUUGAAGGCCCUGAGGCCUUCAAUAACCAGAGAACGAAUCUGGAGACGAACGGACGAACAGACUUUUAUACCCAACCAGGAGUUGAACUUGAGAAUCAACUCCUGAAUCUCUGUAUGAAUCAUAUUGUGCCCCUCUUAGCCCCUCCUCUUUCCUUGGUUCCCAGCGAGCUGAUUGGUCAGUCCGCUGCCUGGGGGUUGGAACAUAGGGACUGCUGGAGCAGCGCCCCAUGGUGGUGGAGAGAGGAGUAGCAGCCACUAAUCCUGGCCCCCCUGUACAGAAUACUACGAUUACUACCGGCGGGACAGAGACACAUCAAACCCUUUGCACCCUCCCACCGACCUGCUAUUAUUUUAUACAGAAAUAGAAAUGAUAACUAUAUAUAUAAUUAUGAUUGAUUAUAUAUAUAUGUACAAUUAUACAUAGAUAUAUACUGCAGCUUCAAACUAUAUUGUUAAAAUGAUUCACUCUCUUUACGUACCGGCAUAGUAAAGAGAGAGAGAGGGAAAGAGAGAGAGUGAGAGAUAGAAGGAGAGAGAGAGAGCGAGAGAUAGAAGGAGAGAGAGUGAGAGAUAGAAGGAGAGAGAGAGAGAGUGAGAGAUAGAAGGAGAGAUAGAAGGAAAGUUAGUGUCUGUAUCUACUGGAUUACCAUAGCAACCUGACAGCCACACAGAGUUGGGAUCAGUUCCAUUUUUCAAUCCAGUCAUUUUUCAGGGAGUGAUUUCAAUUCACGAAUCGAAAAUUCAUUCAUUUAGUUGUAAUUUGAUUCAUUUAGCUGUAAUCGACUUCAUUGAACCUGGACUUGACCCUAACCCUUGCGGAAAGAUAGAGAGCAGGUUAUCGUUCUGUUAAAGAGAGUGAGAGAGGUGUAAAAUGUGUAGUUCUGUUAAAGAGAGAUGAAUAGCAUAACCCUAACUGAGGACCACUCCCCAGCCUCCGUCGGCCAACCGCCAUCACGCCACACAAGCACAUCUUUACCCACAAGGCCGCAGGGCACGACGAUCCCCAAGCCUAACAGGACUGAGUCUGACAUGCUGGCUGGAAUAAACCACAAUGUUCAUUUAUACCUUGUGAAUGCUUAGUGCUGUAGGGGUUUGAUCUGUUGUAUACGCAGUCUGUUUUCUAUUUGUUGAUAAAGAACUGGAAUUUAAAAAAAGAUGUUGCUGGAAAAAAAAUCUCGAAUAAAGUUGAAUAAUUGUUG